Rhineura floridana is the source of this 4332-nucleotide messenger RNA. RefSeq names its product peroxisomal biogenesis factor 26 (gene PEX26). The transcript has 5 exons. Gene Ontology annotation, molecular function: ATPase binding; protein-containing complex binding. Gene Ontology annotation, cellular component: peroxisome; peroxisomal membrane. Gene Ontology annotation, biological process: protein import into peroxisome matrix; protein import into peroxisome membrane. The record is from RefSeq and is a predicted model, not a curated record. The coding region runs from base 536 to 1477 and encodes 313 amino acids. Lineage: Eukaryota; Metazoa; Chordata; Lepidosauria; Squamata; Rhineuridae.
CUGGGUGUUGUAGUGCGGACUUACACAGUCACCGUGUCCUGUGUUGACUUCUCUUCCCUCUGGCGCACACAAAACUACAGUUCCCAUUAUGCUUUAUUGCAAGAGUGAUUGCGCGCGCCAAGGAAUACGUCUGUUUUGCAGCUAGCCAGAUAAGACAGUAGUUGGGGGGCUAUCGCGUUUUUGUCGUUUAUGUGCAGGGUGUAUAGGAAGAUGGUCUUUGCUUCCUAGCUGGUUCUGCACUGUGUUAGUUUUAUAGUCUACAAAGCCCAUGCUGCGCCGGAUAUGCACCCUCGUUACGAGCGUGAGAACCGUAACGUGAUAGAUUUGUACGGUGUCUGACUGCAAAGGGAAAUCUCCUAUCUCUGAAGGGGGAAGGACAGUUAGUGGGCUAACAAAUAAUACACAAACAACAACCCACAGCGAAUGAGGAUAACAUUGUGUCCUGUGCAGCUGUUCUCGGGCAAGGCGCUAAUUUGUUCACAGGCCUAUAGGACAACUGAGCUGGAGUAGCUAGUCUUGGGACUGCCCUCUAAGGAUGAUGAGGAAUGAUUUGUCCGUGGCGUUUGCUGGAAUCGGCGAGGCAGGGAGCCUUUUAAGAAGCAGCGAGCCCCCGUCUGUGUCUCCAGUGGCGUCCCAAGCAGCUGUUUUCGUGGAGGAAGCUACAGAUCUGCUGGUGAUGCACAGGGACUUUGCUGCUGCCCUGGACAGGUGUGAGAGGGGCUGCCAGAGCCUCACUGGAGAGCCUGAGAGUGAAGACACGGACAACUCUGAAGAACUGAAAUGUUCCUUAUGCGUUGUGGGUAUCCAGGCCUUGGCUGAGAUGAACCGAUGGAGAGAAGCCCUCCCUUGGAUCCUUCAGUAUUACCAUGAUCCUGAACGUUGGCCUUCCAAAAUUCUGGAGCUGUGCAUCCUCCUACAUGGUAAAGUGGAAGAACCUCGUGUGAUGCUAGAAGUCAGCAGGGACUGGUUAUGUUGCUCAGCCAAUCAGCACCUGCCUAGCUAUGGCCUCUUGGUUCAACUGCACCUGUUGCAUGUGCUGCUGCCACUUGGACACUUUGCAGAGGCGGAGGAGCUAAUCCGAGGCUGUAAGGCAUUGAGCAAGGAGCAACAGGUGGAGGCACAUGAGAGCAUUAAGGAGAAGAAGCUUCAGUGGCUGCAGAACGAGGAGGAGGAGGAGGGCCGAAUUCCUGAGGAGCACUCAGAAAUGGGGUGGAAGCAACAGCUGGAUUCGGUGUCCCAAAAGGUGUUGACCAUAUUGACACAGCUGGGUAGAGUGCUGGGAACCCUGGCAGGAAUCCCCUGUUCCAUCCCCUACAAGAAGGUCCUCUUGGCUGCUUUCAUGUUGUGUCUCAUUGUAGUGAGACUUGAUCCAGCAUCUCCUGCUUCUCUACCCUUCCUCAACAGGCUAAUCCGGCUUUUCCAUCAAGCCCAGUUGGCUGCAUUUUCUCCACACUACAGGCCUCCAAUUCAAGACUAACUGGCUCUGUUGUCUUCUGUAUGAUGGUGAAACAGUGGUUGUUGGAGGUCUAUUGAGAAGCCACUCAUGAGCCAAUAAAGUCGCCCUGCACCUGCUGGGAGAGCACCCACAGUGCAGUGGGAGCCUUCUUCAAGAAUUAAGAAUUUGUUCUGUUGAUGACUGCUGCUUCUGCUGAUUUUUCUACAAGCCAAGUUGUUAUGGGAUCAUUCUCCUCCUAUUGGAAUCUGAAAACACCCUCAAGAGUACAUUCUAUUACUAUUUAUUAUUAUUGUUAUUAUUAUUAAUACUUAUAUCUUGCUGAAUUUGGAAAAGAAACUCAAGGCGGCUAACUAAUCCAAACAUUACAGUCUUAAAAUACAUAUAUAACAAACCCCUCCCCAGUCAGAUGCAUGGAACUUACUUCCAAAUAAAUAUUUGGAUCAGGGUGUCAAAGGACUGCUCUUCAAGUCAUUUUGCUUUUGAUGCAACCCUGCCUCCUAACAGUGACACUGAAUGUUUUCUCCCUGGGAGUGGCUGUUGGCUGCAGCCCUCCAGGUGUUGGUGAACACCAUUUCCCAUCAGCCCCAGUGAGCAUGGCCACUGAUCAAGGAUGAUGGAUUCUUCUGGUGUACGACUGCCGCCAGGCUGUUCUGAGCUGAGAUUGUCUCUCUAAAUAAUCGUGGGUGCUUUUGCUCAUGGGGGAAAAAAGAGGUUGUGGGUAGGAUACUUCUCUCUUUGCUUUGGUAAUGUAGCUCUUCCUGCACAGCAUGGUGCUCCUAAUCACCAUUUUGAGUUCUGCUGCUUUUAGGGAUAUCACACACACACACACACACACCCUUGUGCCUGUCUGUAACACCUCUGUGUGAGGAACAGAAGUUGGAUCUUUUCUUGGCAUGGAGAUGAAGCGGUGGGUAAAGUGCUUAAUUUGCUGUGUUACACGUAGCUGUUAAAGGGCAUAGGAUUCUCACUAGGAAUUAAAGGGGGAAACCUUUGUGGCCCUUCCCAAAUGAAUGGCAUCUAAGCCACCUUGAGAAUGUGCAGGCCUUUAUCUGAAGAACUGCUGCAAGACUUAUAGCAGCAUGUUUGCUGGUUGUUUUCUUUAAAAUGCCUUGAUAAAGGUGACCCAUUUUCAGUUCUGAAGGAGCUUGCAAGAGAUGCUAUGGAUUUUUAGACAGAUAUUUUAAAGCAGUCAUUGCUCACCCCUGUUUAACAUAUAUUAACAUAAAUGUUUUUAAAGGUGAAGAUGACAAGACUAUUUAUGGCUUAUUUAUAUCAGGGGUGGCUAACCUCUGGCCCUUCAGAUAUUGUAGGGCUGCAGUUCCCAUCAGUCCCAGUCGGCAUAGCCAAGGAUCAGGGAUGAUGGGAGUAGUAGUCCAGUAACAUCUAGAGGGCCACAGAUUCCCCACACAGGCUUAUAUCAUCCAGUAGAAUGCACCUAUUGUUCCUGCCAAGGGAAGGUUAGCUGAAAAUGUAGUAAGGCAUAUCUGGGCAGGUCAUUUGCUGUGUCCUGACUACACCGAUGGGAUUGCUCAGCCGCUUGUACAAUAGAUGGAAAGCUGGAAUUUUGUGGCUUUGUAAUCCAAAGCAUCCUAUCACUUAGAAAGGACUGACAGCUAGAUACCUUGAUAACUGCAUUUUUGGAGCCCCUGCUGAAGGCUGAUUGUGUUUAUUUUUAAUUGUGUUACAUUGAUUUAUGUAUUAAAUAGAUUUGUUUACCCCUUACAGAGCUACAAUUCCCAGCACCCUUAACAAACUACAGUUCCCAAGAUUCUUAGUGGGAAGCCAUGUGUGCAUAUGGUGUGGCUGUGACCUAAACAAGCAAACAAACACAUUUGAGAAUGGGAGCAAAACAAAAUCAGGACAUCCAAGGCAGGGAGUUACAUAAUCUAGGCACUGCAGCCCAGGUGACUUUGUUCCACGUCCCAAAGAUUCAGGGUACAGUUAGGCCUCUAAUAAAAAUCACAGUGUGGGUGGAUAGCCUCCCUGGGAUCACAGUAAUUCUUUACCUAUCUUGAUCCCAAAUUGUUAAGAGGUUUAAAGGCAAUAACAAACACUUGGAAUUGUAUCUGGAAACAAACUGGUAGGCAGAGAAGACUGAACAUAACCAGAGUUACAUGCUUUAAAAAGCAGCAUAUAGUGUGUGUUGCAGUAAUCUAAUCUGAAUGUGACCAAGGUAUACGUGACAGUGGCUUUGUCCACGAAAGGGUGGACUGGCAGAAGCUGGUGCAAAGGUGCUCCUGAUCAAUCAUCCACCACUACUAGGAACAAGUCUGGGGCCAGGAGCAUCCCAGACUACAAGCCUGUUUUUCCCUGCUGACCAGAAGUGUCACUGUCUUGUCCGGCUUAAAGACUCCACUUGUUAGCCCACAUCCAACCCUCACUGCACUUAGGUUGCAGUUCAGAACCUCCAUACCUCCCUGGAUUCAGAAGGAAAUGAGAUGUAGAGAUAGAGUGUCCACAGCAAAUUGGUGACAGGCUGUUCCAAAUCCCCGGACAACCUUUCCUAGCAGUUUCAUGCAGAUGUUAAAUAACAUGGGACAACAUGGAGUCUUUUGUGACAUAAGUCAGAGUCCUAGGAAUCAAACAGUUACCCCUUAACACCAUGUUCUAGGACUUAUUUCCAAAAUGAGAUGAGCCACUGCAAAAUGGUGCCUCCUAGCACCACCCCAAAAGGAUGGUCAAUUGUAUUAAAAGCUGCUGUAAGGUCCGACUUCCGGGAAGGGUGACUUAGCCUGUGCCUGCUUUUGAGACGGGCUCCUGCCUCAAAAGAAGCUUAUUCAGAUAUAUCAGUCAGAUUUUUUCUUUUUUUGACUGAUUAAACUUCUCCCGGGUAGGGAGAAACGAAGAGAUUAACCUCAAAGCCUAUUUUUGUUGGG